This is a messenger RNA of Folsomia candida, 1386 nucleotides long. RefSeq lists its product as uncharacterized. The record is from RefSeq and is a predicted model, not a curated record. The transcript has 4 exons. The coding region runs from base 115 to 1143 and encodes 342 amino acids. NCBI's taxonomy places the organism in Eukaryota, Metazoa, Arthropoda, Collembola, Entomobryomorpha, Isotomidae.
UAUUCCUAACAUUCGCCAUUCCCGUGUUGUUUCUUUUAUGCUAGAACAUUUUUUUAAUAGAUUUAAUUUUCUCUAAAUUGUUUCUAAGUUGUUCCAUCCUAACGAAAAUACAUUAUGUCGGAGCAGGACGUAGAAGAAUCUUGUAACUGGAAGGAGCAAAUUCUUGUCCUUGGAUAUACCAGAAUUCUCCAAAGCGUUAUAACUCGUGGAAAGUCAAGCUGGAAUAUAUUAACUGGACAAAACUUUUUCUCAUUUCUCCUUUCCCUUGAAAAAGAACAAUGGGAUGACGAAGAACUCAUUUUACUUAAAGGGAGGAAUCACUUCAAAUGGGGGGCUUCUCUUUGUUUCAAAAUACUGUUAUCACCCUCACAAAUUUGGAGCCCGUAUCCUUCCCCGUUUUGCUUUCACCAGCAUGAACGAAACAUAAUCCAAACCCUUCAAAACUUUCACGAAAAAAUAAAACAAUUAGAAAGUCCAGUCGUAACAAGGGAGCAAUUUGAAGUAGAUUUAAAAACCGUCUCCCAAAUUUUGGAAACAUUAAACAUAUCGCAAGAUAGGAUAAAUUACAUCACUGCAGCGCUUAAUUUUUCACCGUAUUGGGAAAAUCUAAACUCUGUAAAAAUUUUGGACAAUAUUGACGACGAAAUUGAAAAUUUGGACGAACAAUUGAAAAAGUUACACCUGCUUUCGCCCGAUCAAAUGUGUACACUUGUACCCAGGAGUUUGGCCAGAUCACGAAGUGGGAAAAGCCUGUUGGAGGCAACGAGACAAAAGACAAUCUCAUCAGUAUCAAAAUUUAGAGAAUCUGGAAUAAAUGAAAAACCUGAAGAGAUACUUUUGCACAUUAUAGCUUAUGCACCGCCGAGAACUGUGGGGGUGUGGGUGAGGGAGGUAAUGUCGCCGCAAUCCAGGCAAUUCUUAGCAUCCCUGUCAGCGCAGAAUGGAAGGUUCGACACUUCGAAUUGGUGCAUUCGACAUGCCGCUCCUUGUAAAGGUGGUCACUUUCUUCUCAUCGGUAUGGAUGAAGAAAGUCAUAGUCGAAUUCAAUAUCCGGCCAAAAUAUACUACUAUACCGAUCUACUGUCGUUUACCUUCGAACCUCCCCCUUAUCAGAGGGGGCACCCCGAUGGAGAGGCAAAGUAGGACAACUUGGGUGGCAUUAGAAGAUUUUAGUUUGUAUAUAAAUAGCUUUAAAAUGUUUAAAUAAGUAUUUUUUGUUUAUUUCUCGAUUUUGGUGGCUAUUUACAUAUCUUAUACAGACUCAUUUAUACUUACAAAUAUAUAUGAAUCAUUUGUUGAGGUUUAUGAAUCGAAGUGAUAUUCAUUAUCUACAUUUUUAAGCGUAUUUUAAUAUCUUCAAGGAAGUAAUAAAUAAUUCUGAGCAAA